This is a messenger RNA of Durio zibethinus, 1210 nucleotides long. The record is from RefSeq and is a predicted model, not a curated record. Lineage: Eukaryota; Viridiplantae; Streptophyta; Magnoliopsida; Malvales; Malvaceae.
GUUUAAUUUACUUGCUUGAUGAUUUGCAUUUUUUUUCUUCUGUGUAAAGUCUAAAUUUAAACUGUUUUUGCAUCAAUUGCUUUAUUGGCUAGUAUAUGCUUUAAAAGUGGAUUGCUUGUAAGAAUAAAAGAACCAUCACAAACAUAUCUCAUAAUCUCUGUUCGCUUUCCUUCUUAACAAAGUAAAAAAGUUGUUGCUGUUGUUUUUCCAGAAUAUGUAUAUAAAAAAGGUGGAGCAACUUGCAAAAAUUAAACAAAAGUAGGAUGAAGACAAAGCAACAGCAGGGUUGCAUUCUUUGAAAUCAAUGAUUGUGCCAUACCAAUCUCCGAUAAAAAUGAAAGGAUGAAAUCCCUCUGGUCUCAGAAUUUGUCUAGAAAGGUAAAGUCAUGGGAUGUUAAGGAGCACAUACCAGUGUUAUACCCAGAAGUUGUUCUAUGUGUUGAGGUCUACCAUAACAUACAAAAAUGGUCAAAGAUCCAAGAGUUUUUGGUCCUGGACUGCCAAACCUUGUCUGAACUCAAGGACAAGAUAUAUUGCUUGACAGACCAGCUGAUGCAGAAGGCUGGCCUGCAUGAUCCUUCUGGUUAUUUCCUUAUCGAAGGUAUGUUUUUGAAUGUGAAAGAUCCCUCUGCUAUAGAUUAUAGUAAACCUAUAUUUGAUUGGCUUAAAAACUCGAGGGAUGAUGCUCUUAAAAAAUGGGAAAGGAUCAUUGCUGGUGAGCUGGAACAAAAGCACAAAGCAAUUUUCGGCAGUGUAACAUCUUCAAGAUUGCCCCACUUCAAAGCUGUUGACAUGUACAAGACACGGUUUUGUGACUUGAGGUUUCAACUCGGUGCUGGAUAUCUAUAUUGUCACCAGCUAUAGCUUUUUAUGCUCCCUCAUUUUACAAUAACUUCAAAAGUAGAGGGUGACUGCAAACAAACAACCGUGAUUAGGGACAUGGUUGAUUCAUCCAGAGGAUGUACAAAAUGGAGCAGCUUAUCCAAUAAUCAUCUUUCAACUAAAACCACGUGUUGAGAAAUGCAAAUGUAUGUAAGAUUAAUGAGGUACAAAAGUAAGUGCAGAUGAAAAGUGGGCGAGGGAGAAUCCUUGUUAUUUCUGUGAUUAUUGCUGUUCCCUUCUUCACUCCAACUAUGAUAAGUGUUAUCUAUAUGGCGAAUUUUCUGUAUAUGUUUAUGUACAUGAUUAGAAGAUAUCCAAUGUAAAUUCA